ACUGGCCAGGAAGGUGGACACCUCACACCUCAGUCUCCCAAUUACGCCCUCCCCCCCUUCUCCUCCCCUCUUCUCUCUCCCCCUCCUCCCCCCUGUCUCUCCUCCUCUCCCCCACUGAAAACCUGUGGCUUGAAGAGACCUUGGCUUGUCUGGUACUCUACCCCUGGGGACUGCCCACAUCUGCUCCUGAGUUUGGGGGCAGGGGGGCAACGGCCCCAAGAAAUCUCUCCGGCGAUGGGAGCCAGCCGCCUGCUGCCCAGCCUCACCCUGUGCUUGCAGCUACUGACUCUCUGCUGUCAAACCCAGGGGGAGAAUCACCCGUCUCCUAAUUUUAACCAGUACGUGAGGGACCAGGGCGCCAUGACUGACCAGCUGAGCAGGCGGCAGAUCCGCGAGUACCAGCUCUACAGCCGGACCAGCGGCAAGCACGUGCAGGUCACCGGGCGACGCAUCUCUGCCACCGCUGAGGACGGCAACAAGUUUGCCAAACUCAUAGUAGAGACGGACACGUUUGGAAGCCGGGUGCGCAUCAAGGGGGCUGAGAGCGAGAAGUACAUCUGCAUGAAUAAGAGAGGCAAGCUCAUCGGGAAGCCCAGUGGGAAGAGCAAAGACUGCGUGUUCACGGAGAUAGUGCUGGAGAACAACUACACAGCCUUCCAGAACGCCCGGCACGAGGGCUGGUUCAUGGCCUUCACGAGGCAGGGUCGGCCGCGCCAGGCCUCCCGCAGCCGCCAGAACCAGAGAGAGGCCCACUUCAUCAAGCGCCUCUACCAGGGUCAGCUGCCCUUUCCCAACCACGCUGAGAGGCAGAAGCAGUUUGAGUUUGUGGGCUCAGCCCCCACCCGGCGGACCAAGCGCACUCGGAGGCCGCAGCCCCUGACAUAGUCGGGAACAGGGGGCGCGGCUGCCUCUCACCGGCCUGCCCACCCCCCUUAGCCCUGCUCCCCGGGUCUAAAGACUGGGCUGGGGUGGAGGGAAGAGAGCCCGAACCCCCACGGGGAUCCCUGAGGACCGGCAAGCACCAGAGCCCCAGGCCAGAAGGGGACAGGACCGCCGCAAAGCAGGGCCAGUGCCACACUGCGAUGGGCCUCCUGGGGGUGGAGCCACCCCGGGAGAGAAACUGUGGUGGCACCCUGGACUCAGGCCCCCUGAAACAGGUGGGAAAGUCAGCAGAUUUAAGGCCUUGCAGACACUGUCUGGAGGUGGCUCUCCUUAAAGCUUGCUUCCCAUGUCCUCAGUCUGUCCCCAGCCUCCAAAUUCUUGAUGACUAGAGUCUAGGAAGGGACUUUGGGUUCGUUUCAGGAGAAAAGAAAGAGGGGGAAAAAGGGUUGGUCAUGCUUCACAACCCACUCCCCAGGCCUGCAGCCCCGCGCCCAACUCCCACACCCAAAAUAAAACCAUCUUCCUGCAAACGGGUUAUCCGAAGGGGUGGGGGGUGGGGAGGCGGUGUAGAAGGAUCCCACUCAAAACGUAACUGGUAACAAA
Messenger RNA from Manis pentadactyla (Chinese pangolin), 1485 nucleotides. RefSeq names its product fibroblast growth factor 17 (gene FGF17). Gene Ontology annotation, cellular component: cytoplasm. The transcript is spliced from 5 exons. NCBI's taxonomy places the organism in Eukaryota, Metazoa, Chordata, Mammalia, Pholidota, Manidae. The coding region runs from base 235 to 885 and encodes 216 amino acids. The record is from RefSeq and is a predicted model, not a curated record. Gene Ontology annotation, molecular function: type 2 fibroblast growth factor receptor binding; type 1 fibroblast growth factor receptor binding; growth factor activity. Gene Ontology annotation, biological process: positive regulation of cell population proliferation; positive regulation of gene expression; fibroblast growth factor receptor signaling pathway.